Messenger RNA from Chrysoperla carnea, 2910 nucleotides. Its product is annotated as aminopeptidase N-like. The record is from RefSeq and is a predicted model, not a curated record. Bases 58 to 2910 code for a protein of 950 amino acids. Gene Ontology annotation, biological process: proteolysis; peptide catabolic process. The transcript has 14 exons. Gene Ontology annotation, cellular component: cytoplasm. Lineage: Eukaryota; Metazoa; Arthropoda; Insecta; Neuroptera; Chrysopidae. Gene Ontology annotation, molecular function: peptide binding; zinc ion binding; metalloaminopeptidase activity.
CAAACUACAAUAGUAUCACAUUCCAAAAUACAAACUCUUUGUGAACGACGAAAUAAAAUGAAUAGUGUAAACUGGAAUUGGAAUAACUUUCUUGUGUUACUUAUUUUCUGCAUUAUUUUACCAUUAUCCAGUGCAAAUGAUAUCAAUAAAUUAUCAACAAAUGAUGUAACACUUAAUUAUCAAUUAUCGGACAGUACGAUUCCUAAACAUUAUGUAAUUCAUAUACAACCUUUCCUCGAUCCAACCCAUGGCGAAAAAUAUUUAACGUUCGAUGGUAAUGUUGAGAUCACAUUAGUGGCACAAUAUCCGACAAAUAUGAUUGAAUUAAAUGUUAAAAAUUUAAAAAUUGAUAAAUGUAAAACAAAUUUAACACAACUGAAUGAAGAAAUACCAAUAAAAAUACAAAAAGAAGAAUUACAGAAAGAUGUUGAAAAAUAUGUGAUUACAACGGAGGAUUAUUUACAAAAAGGCAUUAAUUAUGUUCUAAAAUUAUCAUAUGUGGGCACAUUAAAUAACACUGAUUUUAAAGGAUUUUACAUCACAUCAUAUACAAUUAAUAGCACCAAAAUAGAAUUUGCUACAACAAUGUUUUUUGAUGGAGCAAGAAGGGUGAUUCCAAGCUACGAUGAAAGUGGAAUACGAGCCACCUACGAAAUUUCAAUAAGAGCUCAUAAAAGCUUUCAAACAAUUAUUUCAAACACAAAUAUUAAAGAUGUUAAAACUGAAGGAAAUUGGACUGUAACAAGUUUUGAGAAGACAAAAGUCUCUUUUCCAAUAUAUUUGUUAGCAUUUGUGGUGUCAAAUUUAGAAAAAGUAUCGAACAAUAAAAGUUCAAUGAGUGUGUAUACUCAACCAAAAUAUGUUUCAUGCGCAAAUCGAAGUUUAGUCUUUGGCGAAAAAGUGAUCCAAGAGAUUAAUACUUUCCUACUGGGUGAUUUAGAUUACUUUAUUUAUAUGGAUAAAUUGGAUCAAGUUGGGAUUCCACAAUUUUCGUAUGGUGCUAUGGAAAAUUGGGGUCUAGUUAUUUCGAAAGAGCAAAAAUUAUUAUGGGAUGAGAAAACAUCAACGACUUUGGAGAAAGAAUCUGUCUAUUUAACAAUAACUCAUGAAUUUUCACAUCAGUGGUUUGGAAAUUUAGUGUCACCUUCAUGGUGGAAAUAUGCUUGGUUGAGUGAAAGUUUUGCUACGUACCUUCAAUAUGUAGUAGCGGACGAAGCAAUAAAAAAGUUAGAUGAACCUUUCUACGAAAAUGAUUGGCGAUUAAAUGAACAUUUUGCAAUUCAUGUGCGUCAAGUUGUAUUUAAUUUUGAUAGCUUAACAUCCAGUCAUCCAAUGACUCAUUUUGUUGAAACACCAAAAGAAUUUGUUAGUUUGUUCGAUAUGAUAAUUUACCAAAAAGGAGCAUCCGUUCUUUGGAUGAUGGAACAUAUUCUAUCAAGGGUAGUUUUACAACGUGGUUUAAAUUUGUAUUUAAAAACAAAUCAACUAUCUUCAGGAACACCAAAUAAAUUAUGGGAUGCGUUGCAAGAAGCACAUGAACAAUAUUCUCUAGAAAACCCAGAAGCUGCAUCGAAGCUAGGACGAUUGAGUGUUCAUGAUAUUGGUAAUUCAUGGUCCUUACAACCUGGUUACCCAAUGGUGACUGUUACAAAGGUCAAGAAGAUUGUUAAAUUGGAGCAGAAACGAUUCUUAACCGAUUCAAGAAAUGAAUCGGACACAGUUUACUUAAUUCCAAUUAAUUACUUAUUAGGAAGCGAAUUAAAAGAUUUAAAAGAAGUAAGUACGCAACCAAAACAUUUCUUAACAUCUAAAUCGCGACAUAUUGAAGUUGAACAAGAAGAUGACUUUAUACUAGUAAAUAAUCUACAAACAGGUUACUAUCGCGUUAAUUAUGAUAAGGAAAAUUGGGAAAAAAUUAUCGAAUACACUAACAAAACAGAAAAUGUGAAAAAUUUGAAACCUGUGACCUUAUCUCAACUUAUUGAUGACACUUUUACAUUUUCUCGUAUUGGAUUAUUACCAUACAAUUAUACUUUAAAAUUAGCCGAAUUAUUACAACACGUAGAUGAUUAUGUGCCAUGGUAUGCUGCUAUCAAACAUCUUAAAAGUUUGAAUGUACUUUUAUGUGGAACUCGGACUGAAUAUAAUUAUAUGGAAUUUCAAAGAACGCUGCUAAAAAAUGUCUUUGAAAGAAUAAUAUCAUAUACCAUGAAUGAUGAAACUACUCAUGCGAACAAAUUGAAACGUGCGCUGUUAUUCAAACAUUCAUGCGAUGUUAAUAUAAGAGAUUGUCGAAACAUAACAAAAAAUUUAUUACAAGAACACAUUGUUACAAAGAAAUCAAUUAUACCAGAUGACCAACUAACAAUAUAUUGUGGAGGUGCAAGAGAAACUGAUGAAAAAACUUAUACUGCACUAUUAUCACGAUACGAAGACAUUGAGGAGGAAACUGAAAAGAAAAAUUUAAUCCUUGGAAUGGGUUGUAUGAAUGAUAAAUUAUUAUUACAAAAGUUGAUAACCGAAACAUUUAAUAAAACUACUAAAAUAAAGAACCAUAUCUUAGAAGUCUACCUAGGAAUCAUUGAUAGUGGACUGAAUGGAUUAAAUGUGGUCUUGGAAAUAUUCAUCAGCCAAUUCAAAGUUAUUGAAAGGAAUAUCGGAGAGAAAAAUAUUUUAGCUAUCUUGAAUGCAUUUGGAGAAAAAUGUGCUUCAUCUCAUCAUUUAAAAUUGUUUAAAAAAUUAAAUAAUUUAAUAAAAGACGAUUUAAAAUAUAGCGAAAGUCUGAAAUCAAUUGAAUGGAAAAUUCAACAACGAAUUAACUGGAACAUUAAGUAUGCAAGAGAAAUUAAUGAUUGGUUAAUAAGUAAUAAAUAUAUUCCAAAUAUUUGCUCAAUAGCAUUAAGUUUAUAG